GAUCUCAUCGAUCACACCCGGUCUCAGUUAAAUCAAGAAGCUUCAGCGGGACUCAUUGGCUCCGUAAUCAUUAAAUUUGGGAAAUUUUCUGUGACUUCAGUUGGAAAGAAAAUGCCCAUCCUGAAGGAAUGCUGCUUCUGCGUAUCCCUCAAGACAGGGGGGAUAGUAUUGGCGAUUAUUAAUGGUCUUGCUUCAAUUGCGGUCGUAGCCUUCAAUAUCUGGGGGCUUGUUGUGCUGAACAAAGUGGAAAAGUCCCAUGAAGCAAUCCAACGUUUGGCUAAGGAGUUAGAACUUGCCAGGAAUCCCGGUGGUGGAGGAGGAGGAGGAUACAAUGCUGCUUAUAAUGAUAACUUGGUGAUCUUGUUCACUAAAAUACUUCUUUGGACGAAUAUCGUCAUUUGCCUGUUUGUCUUUUUGGCCUGUAUUUUCCUCAUUAUUGGAGCCUUGAAAAAUCGUAGAAAGUUCAUUAUUCCGUACCUCAUUUGCAAUGCCUUCGGAAUCGUUACAAGAUUCUUGGAUUUUAUUUUCAAAGCAGUAACGAGUGAGAAAGCCUUCAAUCAUGUUGUUGCUGGUCUCAUCUUUGUGGCGAUUUCAGGCUAUCUCUGGUUCUGCGUUUUCUCACUCUACCAGAAGCAAUGUGAGGAGGAACGUCAACGAAGUGCAGCAAAUAAUCCAUAUGCAAAUCAACAAACUGUUUACUCACAAAAAGCUUAAUUUAAUGGCGGAAAUAAAAGAAAAGGAAAAUGAAUUUCACAACUCAAAAAGGAUGAAAAUGGCCUAAUUGAUGGUUCAAAAAUAUGUAUUUUUUUCCUAAUUGUUUAUUUGAUUAAUCUUUUAGAACUUUUUAGUAUCUCUUUAAAGAAAGAAUUGAACAAAAAAUAAUGAAAUAAUCUUAAUUAUUAAUUCUUUAUUGAAUAGUAAAUGGAGUUGAAGCUCAGCAGAAUAUCGUAUUUAAAAAAUCUGAGUUAAAACAUCCUUAAAAAGCAUUUAAUACACGAAAGUUUAAAAUUAAAAACAUAAUAAAAAAAUUAAACUGGUCUAUUGAAAGCCUAAAAUUCUCUAUUACACACUAUAUGAAAUAAAUUUUACUUUGAAGCUUAAAUUUAACUCGUCUCAAUGCUUGUGAAUUUUAGAAGAAUUUCUCACAUAAAUUUAUUGCAGUUUAAAAUUUUUAAAAUAACUAAAUUAUUAAAAUUUUUAUCACAUUUAAUGUUUCCUGUUUCAGUUAAUGUUCAUUGUGUCCACAUAAAACAUAAAAAUAAAGAAACAUUCAUCACGA
Lutzomyia longipalpis is the source of this 1279-nucleotide messenger RNA. RefSeq lists its product as uncharacterized. The record is from RefSeq and is a predicted model, not a curated record. Bases 112 to 714 code for a protein of 200 amino acids. Lineage: Eukaryota; Metazoa; Arthropoda; Insecta; Diptera; Psychodidae. The transcript has 4 exons.